UAGCAAAAGCCGCCUCCAACAUUGUUUUAGAGAAUUUAGCAGUACGUCCAACCGGCCUCACAACCGCAGACCAUGUUUAACCACACCAUCCAAGUCCUCCAUGUCUGGCUUCUUCAUCUGUAACUUACUAAAAUCAUUGAAAUUGUUGCAUGUUGCAUUUUUAUUUUUGUUCAGUAUAUUUUCAGUUCUUUCCUUUUCCUUCCAUCUAAAAACCGCUGAUUGCCAUCAUACUUUCUCCUCCCACAUAUUAAACCCUGAUAAUAACGUAGUGAAUACAGAGACAGAGACACGCUCCUAGGUCUGUCAAGGGUGCUAAUCCCCUGUCUUCCUCCUCCCACCACUCCGAUAAUCUGAUUAGUAGACGCUGCUGUCUGGUUAACUGACUAAUCCCUGUAGUCCUCAAUCAGGAACACACACACUCUGUCUUCUGUUUCUAUACACCAAUUUAUUUUCUAUUAGCUUAAGAAUAGCAUACAUUUUUCUGGACACACACAGAGUGGUAGCGGUACAUGGUUGUAUUGGGCCACAAUGCCUGUGUUCUACUCCCCCAUACCCCAGAACCUCCGGAUGGGCCUGGCCUCUGUCGGUGGAUCCGUGUUCACUAACAACAGGACAGGGGACUUUAGCAGUGACUACAACAAGGACCAGGAUGAUAAAACAGUCAAUGAGUUGGUGUCUCACCUACCCCUUCAGAUGAUCCUGUACUUCAACAUAUUCUUUUUCCCAUGCUGGUGGGUCUCUGCUGUUCUCAUGCUGGAUCUAAAGUUGUAUUACCUGCCUGGGUACUACCAGGCUCUACUUGUGACUGGAGUGGUUCUGCUUACCAUCUGUGAAAUCACCAGGCUCUAUCUGGGCUAUAUCGGAAACCUCAAAGAGAAGGUGCCAGAGCUGGCUGGGUUCUGGCUGAUAUCCUUCCUGUUCCAGCUGCCCAUUCUACUCUUCUUCCUGACUGAUGAGGACAUCAUCAUCCUCCCUCUGGAGAGGGCCGUCCACUCCAUCUACCUCCUCUUCAUCCUCUCAGAGCUCCUGGCUUCCUUCUUCGCCCUCAGGGCCAUGACCAGGAAGUUAACCCUGCUGUUCCACCUCAGGCAGUUUGGGGAGGUGGAAAACCUUCCUCACCUCCACCAUCACCACCUCCACAUAGCGGGAAAGAGCCCAGCCUUCGGCAUGCCAUAUUAUGGGAGGACUGUUCUGCCCAUGCCACCACACACCAAUAACGUUCACAGUCACUGAUAGAGCACAGAGAGACAACCAGGAACACUGUGACUGGGAUGGAUAGGACUGGGAGAUGGGGUAUGAUCUGGAGUUAAAGGCAUAGGGGUGAAUAGUUUAAUGUGGAAGAGAGUUCUUGUGAAUACAGCCUUGAAAUGAUUUUCCAAAGAGGGAGGAAGCUUUUGAAGUGUUCCAUGAUGUUCAAAAUAUAAUGCUGGAUUUUGUGAUCUUUAUGAAAUGAUGAGUUGAUGCACUGUUUUAUAAUUGUUGUGUUUUAAUUUCUAGAUAUAAAACAUGUGUAAAAAAUAUGAUUGGACACCGGUAGUAGUGAUGGUCAUAACAUAUUAGAACCACAUGGUGGCACUAAAUGGCCAUAAGAGGGGUUAGUAAUAAACUGAAAAGUGUUGCAAAGUCCCAAUUUGUAAGGCAGAAUAAUCACAAACUGUCAUGCUGCACAGAUACGGGUUAGAGAACCUUUCUGAUUGUCUAUACAAGUGAAGCUUGUCAGGAGCUGUCAGAAAGUGGUCAGAAGCUGUCAGGAGCUGGUCAGAAGCUGUCAGGAGCUGGUCAGAAGCUGGUCAGAAGCUGUCAGGAGCUGUCAGAAGCUGGUCAGAAGCUGUCAGGAGCUGGUCAGAAGCUGUCAGAAG
Messenger RNA from Oncorhynchus tshawytscha (Chinook salmon), 1859 nucleotides. Its product is annotated as transmembrane protein 17A. NCBI's taxonomy places the organism in Eukaryota, Metazoa, Chordata, Actinopteri, Salmoniformes, Salmonidae. The record is from RefSeq and is a predicted model, not a curated record. Gene Ontology annotation, cellular component: ciliary transition zone. Gene Ontology annotation, biological process: non-motile cilium assembly. The coding region runs from base 529 to 1233 and encodes 234 amino acids. The transcript has 5 exons.